This is a messenger RNA of Microdochium trichocladiopsis, 516 nucleotides long. RefSeq lists its product as uncharacterized. The transcript is spliced from 3 exons. The record is from RefSeq and is a predicted model, not a curated record. NCBI's taxonomy places the organism in Eukaryota, Fungi, Ascomycota, Sordariomycetes, Xylariales, Microdochiaceae. Bases 1 to 516 code for a protein of 171 amino acids.
AUGAUUACGCCAACCAUUCGUUUCCGAAAGCUGACAGCCAUUGCCAGAAUCGGUAAAAGGACCGCCGCAUCUAAACUAGACCUGAGGGAUAUUCCCCCAGAGGGCAGCACAUGGGCAUGGGGAGUACCGAGGUGCACAGCGGUUGCUGUGGGCCCGACACAGGGCAGUGGCGGCCAUAGGCCCCUUCGUUUCUUGCUUACCGCCUCAACAGCAGCACCAGCAGGAGCUGGCCUUCUUCGAGCCCGCGUCGCCCAGGUUGAGGCCCAUGGGAGACGCAGAAUGCCAAGGUCAAAGAAGGCCAAGGUCCAGGAGCUCACUGCGCUAAAGCUUGUUCGAGCGUAUGGCUCCAUUAGCCCUGCAGUGACCACCGACGUCCAGUCCCGGUACAAGGUCGGCGCCAACCUUCACUUUGACGAUAUGUCAUUUUGUCCACACCCUGGCGCCCACCGCCGUAGCAUAACCGACGACGCGCCUUACACGGGGCCCGUCAAUCUACGCCACCAGAGACCUCUCUGA